Messenger RNA from Gymnogyps californianus (California condor), 1563 nucleotides. It is a transcript of the gene ZBTB9, whose product is annotated as zinc finger and BTB domain containing 9. The transcript has 3 exons. Bases 1 to 1563 code for a protein of 520 amino acids. The record is from RefSeq and is a predicted model, not a curated record. Gene Ontology annotation, biological process: regulation of transcription by RNA polymerase II. Gene Ontology annotation, molecular function: DNA-binding transcription factor activity, RNA polymerase II-specific; protein binding; RNA polymerase II cis-regulatory region sequence-specific DNA binding. NCBI's taxonomy places the organism in Eukaryota, Metazoa, Chordata, Aves, Accipitriformes, Cathartidae.
AUGGCGGCGGAGGGGGGCCGGGUGCAGAUCUCCUUCCCCCAGCACGCGGCGGCGCUGCUGGAUUCCCUCAACCGCCUGCGGCUGGAAGGGAAGUUCUGCGACGUGGCCGUCCACGUGGGCGGUCGGAUCUUCCCGGCCCACAAGAGCGUCCUGGCUGCCGCGUCCCCUUUCUUCCACGACAAGUUGCUUCUGCAAGAUGGGGGGCGCCUGCUGUUGCCCCCCGCCAUCGACCCCGACGCCUUCGAGGGGCUCCUGCAUCUCAUCUACUCGGGGCGCUUGACGUUGUUGUUGGAGGCCCUGCCCGGUCAUCUCUUGGUGGCCAGCGGUCUCCAGAUGUGGCACGUGGUGGACCAGUGCUCGGAGAUCUUGAGGGAAUUGGAGGGUGGGGCGUGCCGGUGGGCUGGGCGGGGCAGCGAGGUGAUGUCAUCAUCAUCGUCAAGUGGCCGCGGCGGUGAGGCUUCAUCAUCCUGGACCGCCCGUGGUGGAGAUGGGUCUUCAUGUAUCACCCAUGGUGGAGAUGGGUCUUCAUCAUCAUCCUGGACCACCCGUGGUGGAGAUGGGUCUUCGUGUACCACCCAUGGUGGAGAUGGAGGAUCAUCGUGGACCACCCGUGGUGGAGAUGGGUCAUCAUGUCCCGCCCGCGGUGGUGACGGAGCGUCAUCAUGGCCCAGCCGUGGUGGCGAUGGGUCUUCAUCGUCCUCGUGGACCACGCGUGGUGGUGAUGGCUCAUCGUGUCCCACCCGCGGUGGUGACGGAACAUCCUCGUGGUCCACCCGUGGUGGUGAUGGGUCUUCAUCAUCAUCGUGGCCCGUGCGUGGUGGCGAUGGCUCUUCAUGGGCCACCCGCGGCAGUGACGCGGUGACGCCGUCUUUCACCAAGGAGGGGGGCGAGGAGGAGGUCCUCAAGAUCUGCGUGGAGGAAGAGGAAGAAGAAGAAGAAGAAGAGGAGGAGGAAGAGGGUGGCCACCGCCGCCGCCCUACUGACGCCCUCCAGAUCGUGCUGGAGGAGGAAGAGGAGGAAGACGGGGCACCCGGAGACGCCCAUGAGCCCCCCAAGAUCUUCUACAUCAAGCAGGAGGCGGGCGACGCCGCUGCCGUUGAGGGCCUCCUGCCGGCGGCGGAGUUGGCGGGCGGCUUCGCGCCGGCGGAGGUGAGCUACGUCAUCCCGGCGGCGGCCGUCUUCCCGCAACCGUCUUGGAAACCGGUGGACCUUCACGGGAACGAGAUCUUGGGCCGGGGUCAAGCCCUUCACGCUCCGGUGAAGUUGGGAGCUGCUCCCGACGGCAAACGUUUCGGUUGCUUGUGCGGUAAACGGUUUGCCGUUAAACCCAAGCGGGAUCGGCACAUCAUGUUGACCUUCAGCCUACGUCCCUUCGCCUGCGCCGCCUGUCACAAGCGUUUCAAGUUGAAGCAUCACUUGACGGAGCACAUGAAGACCCACGACGGAGCCGGGCGGGCCUGCGAGCGCUGCGGCCGGCGCUUCCGCCUGCGGAGCGGUUUGGCCAAACAUCGGCCGCUCUGUCAGGGGGCUCGUUGGGGAGGGGGGUGCUGGGCCUGCGAGUGA